Messenger RNA from Amaranthus tricolor (Joseph's coat), 1047 nucleotides. Its product is annotated as NEP1-interacting protein-like 1. The record is from RefSeq and is a predicted model, not a curated record. Bases 77 to 787 code for a protein of 236 amino acids. The transcript is spliced from 5 exons. Lineage: Eukaryota; Viridiplantae; Streptophyta; Magnoliopsida; Caryophyllales; Amaranthaceae.
UCUACAAAAUUCAAAAUCCAUGAUCAAUAAAUUCAUAAAAUAAGGAAAGAAUCCAACUUCCUUCUCAAUCUCAUAAAUGGAAAUGUACUCUUGCACAUCAUAUCUAACAAUGGCUACUUCAUCAUCGAUUUUGUAUAAUUUGGGUGAAAAAUUUCGUGAUACGCUUACUUUUGCUGUUUCUGUUACUCUUGGAACUCUUUUCUCUGCCUUCUUCACCUUCUGUUUUGCUUUAGUUGGGACAGUGUUGGGAGCCAUGACUGGAGCAUUGAUUGGACAAGAGACAGAGAGUGGAUUUGUAAGAGGAGCUGCCAUUGGAGCUAUUUCUGGUGCAGUUUUUUCAAUUGAGGUCUUUGAAUCUUCAGUUGUUCUUUGGCAGUCAGAUGAAUCUGGUAUUGGCUGUCUUCUCUACCUGAUUGAUGUAAUCAUGAGCCUGUUGAGUGGUAGGCUUGUUCGUGAGCGAAUCGGUCCAGCAAUGCUCAGUGCAGUACAGAGUCAGAUGGGUGCUGUCGAAACAAACUUUGAGGAAGCGACAAAUCUAUUCGACACAGGAGAGGUGAAGGGCUUACCGGGUGAUUUAGUAAACAAGAUACCAAAGAUUAUGAUCACCAAAACGAACAAUAUCGAUGCUUCAGGGGAGCGAACCUCCUGUUCUGUUUGCCUUCUGGAUUUCAGAAUCGGAGAAACAGUUCGAUGUUUACCUCAAUGCCACCAUAUGUUUCACCUUCCCUGCAUCGAUAAGUGGUUGUUGAGGCAUGGUUCCUGCCCUUUGUGUAGAAGGGAUAUGUAAAUGUUUUUAAAUUCUUGUGUAGAUUUUGAUCCCUCUUAUCUUACUACAUUUACUUGUUAAGGUGCUGUUUUUUGUUGAUUAUAUACCUCUAAAACAGCCUCAGAUAGAGAUUAGUUAUAUGCAUAGUUUAGUAUAUAGUUUAUGCCUAUUUGUUUAUGGCAUUGUUGCAAUUGAGUUUUAGUGAUCAUGUAUAAAAAUUUUGAGAGUUGAUCCAGCUCUUACUUUCCUAUGGUAGUUUUGAUCUAUAAUUUGGGCUCUUG